Molecule: messenger RNA, 1875 nt
Organism: Chaetura pelagica (chimney swift)
Lineage: Eukaryota; Metazoa; Chordata; Aves; Apodiformes; Apodidae
Gene: INPP5J
Product: inositol polyphosphate-5-phosphatase J
Exons: 12
Coding region: 28-1875 (615 amino acids)
Biological process (GO): phosphatidylinositol dephosphorylation; negative regulation of peptidyl-serine phosphorylation
Cellular component (GO): plasma membrane; ruffle; cytoplasm
Molecular function (GO): phosphatidylinositol-3,4,5-trisphosphate 5-phosphatase activity; phosphatidylinositol-4,5-bisphosphate 5-phosphatase activity
Source: RefSeq, a predicted model, not a curated record
GUGGUCACGUGGAAUGUGGGUACAGCCAUGCCCCCGAAUGAUGUGACAUCCCUGCUGCACCUCAACACAGGAGAGAGAAAUGAUGCAGAUAUGAUCGCCAUUGGGCUACAAGAGGUGAACUCUAAGAUAAACAAGCGCCUGAAGGAUGCCCUCUUCACAGAUCAGUGGAGUGAGCUUUUCAUGGAUGUGCUGAGCCCCUUCCACUUUAUCCUGGUCAGCACGGUGCGGAUGCAAGGUGUGAUCCUACUGGUAUUUGCCAAAUACUACCACCUGCCCUUCCUGCAGGACAUCCAGACAGACUGCACAAGGACAGGGCUGGGAGGCUACUGGGGCAACAAGGGUGGGGUGAGCAUUCGUCUCUCCAUCUUCGGCCACAUGGUCUGCUUCCUGAACUGCCACUUGCCAGCACACCUGGAGAAGGCAGAGCAGCGCAAAGAGGACUUUGCUACCAUACUGCACAUGCAGCAGUUCGAGGGCCGUGCAGCCAGUGGCAUCUUGGACCAUGACCUCGUGUUCUGGUUUGGGGACCUCAACUUCCGUAUUGAGAGCCUUGACAUCCGCUUUGUGAAGUAUGCCAUUGACAGCAACAUCCUGAGCCAGCUCUGGGAAAAGGACCAGCUGAACAUUGCCAAGAGCACCUGGCCUGUCCUCAGUGGAUUUCAGGAGGGUCCCUUGAACUUCCCACCCACCUUCAAGUUUGACGUGGGCACCAACAAGUAUGACAGCAGUGCCAAGAAGCGAAAACCUGCUUGGACUGACCGCAUCCUCUGGAAGAUCAAGUCUCCCAGUGCUGGGCUUGGCACAGGUGGGCGCCAGCCCAGCCGGAGUGUCCUGUCAGUGAGCCAGCUCUGCUACUGCAGCCACAUGGAGUACACGCUCAGCGACCACAAGCCGGUGGCUGCCAUCUUUGCAGUGCAGUUUGCUUCCAAGGCAGACAAGCCCCCAGUUGAGAUUUAUGUUGCUGACGAAUGGAGCAGGCCUGAGCAAGCAAUUGUCAGGUACAAGAUGGCUGCUGGCUUCCACCGGAGCUCCUGGGACUGGAUAGGACUUUACCGGGUGGGCUUUCGGCACCCUAAGGACUAUGUGUCAUAUGUUUGGGCCAGGAGUGAUGAGGGAGAGCGCUGCCUGGAAAAGCAGCUGUGUGCACAGGUGAUAUUCUCAGAGGAGGCACUGCCCAAGGGGAAGGGCGAGUACAUCCUUGGAUACUACAGCAACACCUCCAGCAGCAUCGCUGGCGUGACUGAGCCCUUCCAGAUCUCCCUGCCCAGGUCGGAGGAGGGUAGCAGUCCCACAGACAGCUCAGGCAGCAGUUCUGAAGAGGAGGACGACAGCACGCUUGUCCUGUUGGCCCCCAAGUCCCGCAGCCCCAGCCCAGGCAAGAUGAAACGGCACCGGAGCCGAAGCCCCAGCCUGGCCAAGUUCCAGGGCCUCAUCCUGCGGCCGUCGAGUCGGGACAGGGGUAUGAGCCGCAGCCCUUCCCCCCAGAGCCGGCGGGGCCUCCCUGGGGACAUCCCCACCAUCCACUUGCCCCAGGAGGAGCCGGCAUGCAGUGGAGCCAAAGGCAAGAAGCCAGGGCAGGCAGCUGACAGCCACGAGGGCAGCUUCUUCUCCCAGACUGUGCGGGAGCAGGGUGGCCCCCGACGCGUCUCUGCAGACAACGCCCUGGCCAGAGCUGACCCCAGAAGCCUGGGGUUACUGCCUGCGCUGCGCUUGGAGACGAUUGACCAGGCCAUGGGCCAGCAGAGGGAGAGUAUGGACCGGGGCUACCUGUGCCGCAGGAUGAGCCCCACCAGCCCCCCAGGCUGCAGCACCUCCCCAAAGGAGGGGAACAGCCCCCAGGAGUGGGACAGCCCUAGCUGUGCCAUGGGCCACUGA